This is a messenger RNA of Suncus etruscus (white-toothed pygmy shrew), 696 nucleotides long. RefSeq names its product armadillo like helical domain containing 2 (gene ARMH2). The transcript is spliced from 2 exons. Lineage: Eukaryota; Metazoa; Chordata; Mammalia; Eulipotyphla; Soricidae. The coding region runs from base 1 to 696 and encodes 231 amino acids. The record is from RefSeq and is a predicted model, not a curated record.
AUGGACAGGACGCGUGAGUUUUGUCAGCAGUUAGGGACUUGGAUUUGUCAGCUCAUUGGGAAUCUAUGCCAGGCAUUCUGGAAGUUCUGGUGUGUCACUUUGAAGAGACUUUGCUUUAAGGAAGAGGAAGACGACUACCUUCCUGCCUCUGAAUGUAUUUUCCACAAGGAAAAAAUUGCAAAACUUGGUCAUGUUUUGAGAAGUGAAUCGGAAACUCUGUAUGACAGAGCUCAAGCUGCCUAUAAGAUUGGACUCCUGGCCUUCACAGGAGGCCCAAAUGCUGCGAAAUUUGCCACUCAGUACAUGAAUGAAAUACCUAUCUUGUUGCAAAGCGACCAGGCCUUGCCCAAGACGAAGAUCCUGCUGCUCCAGAGUAUAUCAUAUUGGUGCUACUUAAACCCCACUUCCCAGAGAAAAGCCUACAGCCUGCAGUUUCUUCCUGUCCUUACGGCCAUUUUCCAUUCCGACAUUGAGUUUACCAGUAGGCAUGAGAAAAACAAGCACCUUCUGGUGAAAUUCUGGACUUGUUAUGUUCUCUCGGUCUUGACCUGCAAUAACAUGCUUUGGGUGAAGGAGCUGAACGCCUGCAAAUUUCUAAAAUAUAACUUGCAAGCCCUGGCUAUCGAAGAUUGGUCUGGAUGGCCGGAGAAUUUCGCCGAAGUGCUCUAUUUCCUCAUUGGCUUUCACCGAAUUUAA